Messenger RNA from Indicator indicator, 2550 nucleotides. It is a transcript of the gene SUPT20H, whose product is annotated as SPT20 homolog, SAGA complex component. Gene Ontology annotation, biological process: regulation of transcription by RNA polymerase II. The record is from RefSeq and is a predicted model, not a curated record. Gene Ontology annotation, molecular function: transcription coregulator activity. Lineage: Eukaryota; Metazoa; Chordata; Aves; Piciformes; Indicatoridae. Gene Ontology annotation, cellular component: SAGA complex.
CACUUCUUUUGCCAUUUGGUCACCUGGCUUCAGCUACAAUGCAACAAGCUUUAGAACUGGCAUUGGAUCGUGCAGAGUAUAUCAUUGAAAGUGCUCGUCAGAAACCUCCGAAAAGAAAAUAUUUACCUAGUGGAAGAAAAUCUGUAUUUCAAAAACUCUAUGAUUUAUAUAUAGAAGAAUGUGAAAAAGAGCCUGAGAUAAAGAAGCUGAGGCGAAAUGUGAAUUUACUUGAGAAGCUCGUUAUGCAGGAGACAUUGUCAUGUCUGGUAGUGAACCUCUAUCCGGGAAAUGAGGGUUAUUCACUUAUGCUCAGGGGAAAAAAUGGCUCAGAUUCUGAGACCAUUCGGCUGCCUUAUGAGGAAGGAGAGCUGCUUGAAUAUUUGGAUGCAGAGGAACUACCACCUAUUUUGGUUGAUCUUUUAGAAAAAUCUCAGGUUAAUAUAUUUCAUUGCGGGUGUGUCAUAGCAGAAAUACGUGACUAUAGGCAGUCUGGUAACAUGAAAUCUCCAACGUACCAAAGCAAGCACAUUCUUUUACGUCCCACAAUGCAGACUUUAAUUUGUGAUGUGCAUUCUAUAACAAGUGACAACCACAAAUGGACACAGGAGGACAAGCUCCUACUUGAGAGCCAACUUAUUUUGGCUACAGCAGAGCCUUUGUGUCUUGAUCCUUCAAUAGCAGUGACCUGUACUACAAACAGACUCCUGUACAACAAGCAGAAGAUGAAUACUCGCCCCAUGAAACGGUGCUUCAAAAGGUACUCAAGGUCAUCUCUGAACAGACAGCAGGAAGUAGCUCACUAUUCAACUCCACCUCAGCUCAGACUACUUGACUACUUACAGAAAAGAAAGGAGAGGAAAGGAGCCCAGCAGUAUGACCUCAAAAUUUCUAAAGCUGGAAAUUGCGUAGACAUGUGGAAACAGAACCCUUGCUACUUGACUGCACCUUCUGAAGUGGAUGUGGAAAAAUAUGCCAAAGUGGAAAAGUCUAUCAAGCCUGAUGACUCACAACCAACUGUCUGGCCAGCACAUGAAAUAAAAGAUGAUUAUGUGUUUGAAUGUGAAGUUGGUAAUCAGCUUCAAAAAACAAAACUGACCAUUUUUCAGUCUCUUGGCAAUCCCUUGUACUAUGGUAAAAUUCAGACACUCAAAGGUGAUGAGGAAAAUGACAACCUAUUAACUCCAUCACAGUUCCUUAUUGGUUCGAAGACUGAUGCUGAAAGAGUGGUGAACCAGUAUCAAGAGCUAGUACAGAAUGAAGCAAAAUGUCCUGUGAAAAUGUUUCAUAAUUCAGGUGGAUCAGUAAAUCUUAGUCAUCUUUCUCCAGGGAAGGAAAUGGAACAGCCAGAAAGUAUAUCAGGCUCUGUUCAGUCUUCAGUAUUGGGGAAAGGUGUAAAACACCGACCUCCUCCCAUCAAAUUACCUUCAAGUUCAGGAAGUAGCUCUUCAGGUAAUAUUUUUAGUCCACAACAGUCAAGUGGCCAUCUAAAGUCCCCAACUCCUCCUCCUUCUUCUAAGCCUUCUGGUCUUUCUCGGAAACAAUCUAUGGAUCUUAAUCAAGUUAGCAUGCUCUCCCCAGCUGCCAUGUCUCCUGCGAGCUCUUCACAAAGGUCUGGAACUCCUAAAUCAUCUACUCCUACUCCAACCAACACCCCUUCAUCGACCCCACACCCUCCUGAUGCUCAGAGCUCAACUCCUAUUACCCCUUCUGCCAUCCCUACUCCCCAAGAUUCAGGCUUCACCCCUCAGCCCACUUUGUUAACCCCAUUUGCUCAGCAGCAGAUGUCUCUGAGCCAGGCACUGCCUGUAAUGACCAUUCCUCUUUCCACCAUGGUAACAUCCAUUACUACAGGAACAACCUCCACCCAGGUCAUGGCAAACCCUGCAGGACUUAACUUCAUCAAUGUAGUGGGCUCUGUGUGUGGAGCACAGACACUGAUGAGUGGGUCAAACCCCAUGUUGGGGUGCAACACUGGUGCCAUAGCCCCUGCAGGUAUAAAUCUGAGUGGCAUUUUACCAUCAGGAGGUCUGGUACCAAGUGCGCUGCCUGCUGCGAUGCAGUCUGCCUCUCAAGCAGGUUACCCCUUUGGUUUGAAAAAUGCAUCAAAUCUUCGGUCCUUAAAUCUUCUACAGGAUGUUGGGGAAACUCAGCAGUUUGAAUUAUGCCUUUUGCUUUUAAUCUUCAACAGCUUCCAGGUGGUUCAGCAGUAACAGCAGCUGUCACAGUUCUCUCCACAGCAAUCUCAGCAGCCUGCAACCUGUAGCCCUCAGCAAUAGGCAGAACAAUUGUCUUUUCAUUUUUGCUAGGGGUCUGACCAAGGUCCAUCCAAUCAAGAUCAGGCAUUAUCUGCCCAACAAGCUGCUGUAAUUAACCUGACGGGAGUAGGGAAUUUUAUGCAACCUCAAGCCACAGCAGUUGCGAUUCUUGCAGCAUCAAAUGGCUAUGGCAGCAGCAGCAGCAGCACAAGCAGCUCACCUGCGUCAUCAACAGCGUUCAGGCAGCCACUCAAAAAGUAAAAGGAAAAGAGGCACACCAGUCCCUCCGAAAUCC